GGCUGGGCGGGGAUCGAGGCCUGGCCCGCAAGGCGCGGGCACGGCAGCUGCCGCCGCUUCUGCCAGUGGCGGUCGGGGCGCGCUCGGUCCCGGGAAGGAGCCGCUCCCUCGGGCGGGGGUGGCGGGACGGACGCUACAGCCGCCCUCGGCGGUAUCCGCAGCCCCGGAGGCAUCUCCCUGCUCCCCGGCCCGGCCCGCCGCUCCCGGCCACCUCCCCCGCUGCCCCGGGCAGGGGCCGCCGCUCGACACCGGGGGGCGGUGCGGCGGCAGCGGGUCCCCCCUCCCCGGGCUUGAGCUCCGCGAUGGGGCGCGUAGCCCGACCCCCGCCCCGGAGCCCGCCGGCCAGGGUUCCUGGAGAUGCCCGCGGGGACUGGGGGCAGAGCCGCCCCAGCGCUGGUGCCCGCGGAGCCGCCGCAUGUAUGCGCGUAUGCGGUGCCCGCGGGCGCGGGGAGGCGGCCGGGCGGUGUCGCACCGCUGCACGGGGGCUGGUCUCGUUUUCUGCUUCUUCUCUCAGCACCAAGUCGCGGUUUCGUUCUGUGCUGUUUGCGGGUGCGCGUAAGGAGUGAUAAAGCGGCGUCGUGUCAAACCCUGAGAGGUGCCAAGUGCUGCUGGUCUUUAAUAGUCGGGGUGGUCGCGGCUGGAGGCCCCGCAGCAGGUCGCGUAGCAUCUGCUGGCGUGUUUGAACUAACUGUCUGCUUGUAGGGUUAUUGGAAAGCGACUGGCUCCUCGGGAUUCCUUGCCUAAUCAGAGGUGUUACCUCCUCCUCUUCCCCCAGUGUCUCUUGACAUCAUUUCAUCCAUCAGAGUUUCAGAGGAAAGAAAAAACAACCCAAAGCAGAACCCACCCAGUCUGUGAGCAGCCCACACUAGCCCCUCAGUUUUGCAGUGACUGCAGGGAAGAGCUGGAUCAGGGCAAAGAUGAAGGAUGGGAUCGGGGCUGAGCUCCUUGUCCUGAAGGAUUUGGUGCAGGGUGAAUCGAGAGGAAUGCGGAGCGAUGCACCGAUCGGCAUCCCCUGUACCCCGGGAGGGGAUCAGUAAACCCUGCGGGCGUGCGUGGGGAUGCGGGGGAGCUUGACCCACGGAAAAAAGAAGCCUCAAGGUGCGUUUGCUCCUGCCGGUCAUUUUUAUUCCAUGGGAUUUCUUCUGUCCCCCGCGACUGACCUGAUGUGGACCAAAACGUUUCUAACAUGAACUUUCUCUCUGGGAUCUGGUGGUCUCUUCCCCUGGUCUUGAUUUGGGCGACCCCACCAGUCACCUCCUCAUGGUGGUACAUGGGGGCCGUGGGCUCGUCGCGGGUGAUGUGCGACAACGUGCCGGGCCUGGUGAGCCGGCAGCGGCAGCUGUGCCGCCGGCACCCCGAGGCCAUGCUCUCCAUCGGCCGCGGCGUGGCCGCCUGGACGGCCGAGUGCCAGCACCAGUUCCGCCGGCACCGCUGGGACUGCAACGCCCUGGAGCGGGGGCAGCGCCUGCUCGGCCGCGUCCUGCUGCGCAGUAGUCGAGAAUCUGCUUUUGUACAUGCCAUCUCCUCCGCUGGGGUUGUUUUCGCCAUCACCAGAGCAUGUAGCCAAGGGGAGCUGAAAUCCUGCUCCUGCGAUCCCAAGAAGAAAGGCUCUGCCAGGGACAGCAAGGGCCACUUCGACUGGGGUGGCUGCAGCGAUAACAUCGACUACGGCAUUAAAUUUGCCAGAGCCUUUGUGGAUGCCAAAGAACGGAAAGGAAAAGAUGCAAGAGCGCUGAUGAACCUUCACAACAACAGAGCUGGAAGGAAGGCCGUGAAGCGGUUUUUGAAACAGGAGUGCAAAUGUCACGGUGUGAGUGGAUCAUGCACUCUAAGGACCUGUUGGCUGGCCAUGGCAGACUUUAGGAAAACAGGAGAUUAUCUGUGGAAGAAAUACAAUGGAGCGAUUCAGGUGGUCAUGAAUCAAGAUGGCACGGGUUUCACUGUGGCUAAUAAGAGAUAUAAGAAACCAACUAAGAAUGACCUGGUGUACUUUGAAAGCUCUCCAGACUACUGUAUCAGGGACAGGGAUGUAGGGUCCCUCGGGACAGCGGGUCGGGUUUGUAACCAAACCUCCCGUGGUAUGGACAGCUGUGAGGUGAUGUGCUGCGGGAGAGGCUACGACACCUCCCGUGUCAGCAGAAUGACCAAAUGCGAGUGCAAAUUCCACUGGUGUUGUGCUGUGCGCUGCCAGGACUGCCUGGAAGUGGUAGAUAUUCACACCUGCAAAGCACCAAAGAGCGCUGGCUGGAUCUCCCGGACAUGAUGCGCCAGGCUACCGAUGCUUGAGGACUGCAGCCUUCCUUCUGCCUGGGCCACGCAGGGAAUGAGUCCAAGGUCUUCUCUACUUUUACAUCAGUUUUGCCUUUGUCUUUCAUGGCACAGAAGCUGCUGAAUAAUUAAUACAAACUCUGAAGCAUUUAAUUCCCACUUCUGCGUGAUGGUGUUGCUGCAGUUGUCUGUGCAUAAACUGAUGCAGCUCUGGAAGGACAUACUUCCGCCUGAGCUCUUCCAAACACCCACAAUUCUCCUCCAGACUCCUUGAAGCAAGUCAUUCCUGCCACCAGGAAUACAGCAAGACACAGAGGUGAGGCAUUUCUUUACAAGACCACCACCAACUGCAUGGGCUGAGCCUACUCAAGCAUCUUCCAAAGAAUCUUGUGCUGGUCACAGUCAUGCCCUGGAUACUGCGGUGCUCAGGAGUGUGAGCACUGGUUGGUGAUUCCUCCAUGGGAGAACAAAUUGGGGCCAGGCUGAGUGGAACUCUUUACAGGAACGGUGUGCGUCCAUCCCUGGUGGACCAGCUGCCGUCCUGCGGGUCAUUUGGGGCCGUCCCACCUGCCAUGAGCAUCUUGUGGCUUCCCAGGGGGCAGAAAUGGGCCCACGGCAAAAGGCAAAGGAAACUGCAGGAAAUAUAUUCAGCCACAAGGUUUUCGUAAACUGUUGAAGAGUUGAAGCAAAUGUCUUAGUUUUAUAUUUGUGAAAACUUGCCUUAAAAGCUUUUGAAAGGUCAUUGAUACUAACUGCUGACUUUUUUGUGGUGUGAAGGAUCGAAGAGAAGGGAUUUGUUUCUCAGCCUGGUGAAAGCUGGGUAUAAGACAGUCAGCUACCUGAGGAUAAGGUUUCCUAUUUUUCACUUACUGAAUAAACAGAAAAAUAUUUGCAGAAAGCUGAUGGAGAAGGAAAUGCCUUGUCUCAGUAAUGAUUUAGUUUCUGAAGAAUCUAUCGACUUCUGUGUGCUUUUAAAUUUAAUAAAUCUAUGAAAUGUG
Messenger RNA from Columba livia (rock pigeon), 3266 nucleotides. RefSeq names its product Wnt family member 2 (gene WNT2). NCBI's taxonomy places the organism in Eukaryota, Metazoa, Chordata, Aves, Columbiformes, Columbidae. The record is from RefSeq and is a predicted model, not a curated record. Gene Ontology annotation, cellular component: extracellular region. Gene Ontology annotation, biological process: multicellular organism development; canonical Wnt signaling pathway; cell fate commitment. The transcript has 5 exons. Bases 1187 to 2263 code for a protein of 358 amino acids. Gene Ontology annotation, molecular function: cytokine activity; frizzled binding.